CUACAAUUCCCGUCGAGCCAUGGGUCUUGACGAGAUUACCUCCCUGAUUUCGGCUUCCCGCCCCAGCCAUUGUCGCUGGAGAGCGGAGAGCAGGAGGGAAUGAGUGAGCCGGAGGACUGUGACAACCAGACGUGCUCCGGGUGUCCCAGUGUAGAACAGAUGCUGGCGUCGAGUCCCGGGAAGACCCCUAUCAGCUUGCUUCAAGAGUAUGGGACUCGGGUAGGAAAGACCCCCGUGUAUGACCUGCUCAAAGCUGAGGGACAAGCACAUCAACCCAACUUUACCUUCCGUGUAUCUGUUGGAGACAUCAACUGCACUGGUCAAGGACCCAGCAAGAAGGCAGCCAAGCACAAAGCAGCAGAAGUGGCUCUCUCUCUUCUCAAGGCUUCUGAUAUGUUCGAGAUUUGUGAAGAUAACAGUGAGGUGUUUUCAGAGGAACCACCGGCAGAACCACGGAUAAAACCAGACCCGUCUCCACCUCCUCCACCCACCAGAAAUCACACCAUUGACAUGAAGCCCCCUCUAUCUGCACAGCAGUCGGAAUGUAACCCUGUGGGGGCGCUGCAGGAGUUAGUGGUGCAGAAAGGUUGGAGACUUCCUGAAUAUACAGUAACACAAGAGUCUGGGCCAGCACACCGGAAGGAGUUCACCAUGACCUGCCGUGUGGAAAGGUUUCUGGAGAUUGGUAGUGGCACAUCCAAGAAGCUUGCUAAGAGGAAUGCUGCUGCCAAAAUGCUUCUUCAGAUCCACCGAGUACCCUCAGAACACCGGGAGAGUGGAGAGCCGGAGCCUGAAGAAGAUCAGUUCUCUAUGUGUACAGGAGGGGGAAAGAUGGAUGGGGGCAGAGGGCGAGGUGUGGCGUGUACCUGGGACUCCCUCCGUAAUUCUGCUGGAGAGAAGAUCCUACAUCUAAGGAGUCAUCCUCUAACCAUCCUGAGCUCGGGUUUCUGCAGUCUUCUCCAGGACCUGUCUGAGGAGCAGAGCUUUCAGAUCAGUUAUCUUGAUAUUGAUGAAUGCAGUUUAAGUGGCCUGUACCAAUGUCUUGUGGAACUCUCCACCCAACCCACCACUGUAUGCCAUGGCUCUGCCACAACCAGAGAAGCUGCACGUGCAAAUGCAGCCCACAAUGCCCUGCAGUAUCUGAAAAUCAUGGCUGGGGGCAAGUAAUUAUGGUGGGGGAGCACAUGCUCCCCCAACAAGAAUAAAAUCACACAACCAGUUUACCUUAUGUCUGUCAAGGACUCAAGACUUCAGGAGCCUAAAUUAUACAGUCACGCAAAUACUGCGAUGGACGCCAUUCAGUUGGGAAUACCGCUGGUUUCCAAAUGAAGAUACAUCCGCUCUUCAUUUAUGGUUCUUAUUUCGGUUGGGACUGAUGAAAUCCAAAUUAUUUUUUUCAUGUGCUUUG
This is a messenger RNA of Nanorana parkeri, 1408 nucleotides long. It is a transcript of the gene TARBP2, whose product is annotated as TARBP2, RISC loading complex RNA binding subunit. Bases 100 to 1167 code for a protein of 355 amino acids. The transcript is spliced from 9 exons. Gene Ontology annotation, biological process: regulation of viral transcription; regulation of siRNA processing; regulation of miRNA processing. Gene Ontology annotation, molecular function: pre-miRNA binding; double-stranded RNA binding; siRNA binding. The record is from RefSeq and is a predicted model, not a curated record. Gene Ontology annotation, cellular component: RISC-loading complex. NCBI's taxonomy places the organism in Eukaryota, Metazoa, Chordata, Amphibia, Anura, Dicroglossidae.